AUGAUAUCAACUAUUUCAAAGAAGAUUAUCAAACCUUUUUCUCCCACCCCAUAUACUAAAAGAUGGCACAAUCUUUCCCUUCUUGAUCAAUUUUUUGGUAACAUUUAUGUACCCUUUGUUUUUUUCUACCCAAAACAUCAAGUAGCUACAAUCCCAAAACACAAAUUAUCUAAAUUUUUAACAAAUUCUUUGUCAAAAACUCUUACAUUUUACUAUCCAUGGGCAGGAAGUCUAAAAAACAAUGCUACUAUUGAGUGUGAUGAUCAUGGUGCUGAGUUCUUCGAACUCGAAAUCAACUCUUCCAUGGAUAAAGUUAUUCAUCACCCUGAUUUGACAUUCCUUCAAGGUUUAUCUUGUAGGGAUUCGUCGUCAUCAACAUUUGGUCCCUUAACUCUUGCACAAUUAAGCCAUUUCGAGUGUGGAGGAAUCGCUCUUAGUUUUUGCAUGUUGCACAAGGUGGGAGACGCGUGCAGCGCUUACUACUUCUUGAGGGAUUGGGCUAGGUUAACUCGAGAUCCAAAAUCAACAUUAUCUCCUCCAUACUUUGCUAAGGAUUCACUAAUGCCAUCACCAUUUGAUGGUCCUCUAGUUUCCCCUGUUGUCGAGCCGAAAAUGGAAGGAUGUAUCCAUCAGAGGUUCAUUUUCUCUGAAUCCAAGAUAAACGCGCUUAAAGCCUUGGUUGCUGCAGAAUCCUGUGUACAAAAUCCAACGAGGAAUGAGGUUGUGAGCGCCCUCAUCUACAAAUGUGCCGCUUCUUCUUCUACUUCCAAUUUAGGGCGAUCUCAGUUAGUCCUAACCUCAAACUUGCGAAGUCAAGCAAGUACACAACCACCACUACCACCAACCACCAUAGGAAAUAUGGUCACUAUAUUUUCCACACCAAUAUAUGAAAACCAUGAACGAGACCUCAGACUGUCAAAAUUAGUAACCGAUAUAAGAAAGUCCAAACACGACUUGUCCACCAGAAACAAUCUACAAGAAAAUGAAUUGGUCAUAGAGAUGUUGGAUGCAUAUAAAACAGGGCAAUUGCCAUUACAACAAAGGAAUUGCCAUGUUUAUAUAGCUACUAGUACAUUAGCAUUCGAAUUCGAAAAAUUAGAUUUUGGAUUUGGAAAACCUACUAGAGCAAGACAAGGAAUUGGUCCAAUUAGCAACUUUUUUAUCUUAACGAAUACACCUGAUGGUGAUCAUGACAGAGGAGUUGAAGCCUUUGUCAACUUGAAUGAACAGGACAUGUCUGUUUUCAAGAACGACAACGACCUCCUCCAAUUUGCUAUUCCAGUUUAA
Messenger RNA from Solanum verrucosum, 1287 nucleotides. Its product is annotated as acyltransferase Pun1-like. The transcript is spliced from 2 exons. Bases 1 to 1287 code for a protein of 428 amino acids. The record is from RefSeq and is a predicted model, not a curated record. Lineage: Eukaryota; Viridiplantae; Streptophyta; Magnoliopsida; Solanales; Solanaceae.